Messenger RNA from Suillus paluster, 1457 nucleotides. Its product is annotated as phosphatase 2C-like domain-containing protein. The transcript is spliced from 6 exons. The coding region runs from base 61 to 1239 and encodes 392 amino acids. Gene Ontology annotation, molecular function: cation binding; protein serine/threonine phosphatase activity. The record is from RefSeq and is a predicted model, not a curated record. Lineage: Eukaryota; Fungi; Basidiomycota; Agaricomycetes; Boletales; Suillaceae. Gene Ontology annotation, biological process: protein dephosphorylation.
GCCGCGACAUCGCUUCCUGCUCGCCCCAACAUCUUUCAACUAACGCGCAACACGAACCCCAUGAGCCUCCGUUUCACCGAAUCUCCAAAUGCGCGCUCAAAAUCAAUCACAACUGCCGAUGGCAUCGACACCUUUGGUAUCUUGAAUCAGCACUCUACAGGAAACGCUGCCUACCAGGUUGGUAUCUCCGAAGACGUGGGCACACGACGCUAUAUGGAAGAUGCCCAUUCCUUUGUUGUUGACUAUGCUGGCGUGCGAGGGCAGGGAUUCUUCGCUAUUUUCGAUGGUCAUGCAGGAAAACACGCAGCGGAGUGGUGUGGCGCGCAUUUCCACGAGUACCUCCUCGAUGCACUCCGCACUUCUUCCAGUGCCACUAUUCCAGGACUCGUUGACAAACGCAUUUCUCGCCUCAGCGAAGAAUCCGAUGGUAAGAUCCACUCAGGAUGCACAGUCGUAACCGCCUUCCUUCGCAUUGAGGAUGCAGAUGGGCGGCAAUCCUUCCUCCCCACGCCUCCACUUUCUCCGCCCUCCCCUACCGAAAGCGGGAGUCGCAGUGGCAGCGAGUCUCCCACUGAACCCACAGAGGAUUCCAAGGAGAUGUGCAAAAAGGCAAAGAGCAAGUCCCCUGCUUCGGCUUCCCGUUUUGCAAGGGCGCUUAAAUCCCUGAGCGGCUCUUCGCCAACCUUAACCUCUUCCCCUACUGCACUCCCUGCCAUACGUAGCCCCACCCCUCCGGCUUCGACAGAAACCCACACGCUUCCGAUCAAUCCGCCACAAAGCUCGCGGCGCGUGCUUUAUACCGCCAACGCGGGUGACGCUCGUGGUGUACUCUGCCGUGCGGGCCGCGCAGUGCGCCUCACUUACGACCACAAGGGAAGCGAUAAGCAGGAGGCAAAACGUAUCACCGACGCUGGUGGAUUCGUCAUGAGCGGGCGCGUGAACGGCGUUUUAGCCGUCACGCGGAGUCUUGGAGAUAGUAGUAUGAAAGAAUAUGUCGUGGGCAGCCCGUACACGACCGAAACUGAGCUAGGAAGCGACGACGAGUUCGUGAUCCUCGCGUGUGAUGGGCUGUGGGAUAUCACGGGUGAUCAAGGGGCGAUCGACCUCGUGCGGCAUAUUUCGGAUGCACAAGCAGCCGCAGAGACGCUCGUGAAGCAUGCGCUUGAACGACAGACCAACGACAAUGUCACUGUCCUCGUAGUGAGGUUCAAAGCGCUCGGAUCCUCAGAGUUCGUAUGACUUGCUUGAAUGUAGAGGUGUCGAUUUUGCUGUUUUGCUGGAGAGGGUGUGUAGAGAGAGAUGUUGUUUUUGUCAUCUUGCUGUUGUAGUUGGUUUUUAUAGUCGCUUCAAAUGCACGAGCAUUCCGAGGCAUUCCGUUGGUACCAUGACUGCACCCGUACUCUACUAAUAUCCGUUGAAUGUAGAUUUGAUGUAUCGGAGAACACAAAUAUGAGAUA